Molecule: messenger RNA, 477 nt
Organism: Rotaria sordida
Lineage: Eukaryota; Metazoa; Rotifera; Eurotatoria; Philodinida; Philodinidae
Source: the annotation of a GenBank genome assembly
AUGACUCAAAGUUUCUCUUCAAAUUGGAUACCAAACAAGGAUCAGAAUACCACAGUCAUCAAUAUUGAUGAAAUUGCACGAAAAUUAGAAACAGUUUAUGGUAUCAAAUCAGGCUCGAUCCGUAUCAGUACUAUUGUGAUCAAUAAUGGUGAAAGAAAUGUCGAUGGUCGUUAUCGCCUAAAAGGCACUACAGUAAAAGGCACUACAGUAAAAGGCACUACAGUAAAAGGCACUACAGUUAAACGCACUACAGCAAAAGCCACUACAGUUAAACGCACUACAGCAAAAGCCACUACACCAAAAGCCAUUACAACAAAAGCUACUACACCAAAAGCCAUUACGACAAAAGCCACUACACCAAAAGCCAUUACGACAAAGGCCAUUACAACAAAAGCCACUACAGCAAAAGUCACGACACCAAAACUCAUUACUACAAAAGCCGCUACAACAUCAGGUAAACAGCUUUAUGUUCCAUAA